Pipistrellus kuhlii (Kuhl's pipistrelle) is the source of this 1999-nucleotide messenger RNA. RefSeq names its product tRNA aspartic acid methyltransferase 1 (gene TRDMT1). Bases 470 to 1795 code for a protein of 441 amino acids. The record is from RefSeq and is a predicted model, not a curated record. The transcript is spliced from 11 exons. Gene Ontology annotation, molecular function: methyltransferase activity. Lineage: Eukaryota; Metazoa; Chordata; Mammalia; Chiroptera; Vespertilionidae.
UGCAUUGACAGCAUAUCCUAUGGAGGGGUAGUUUCCAAGCUAAAAUGUAAGUAGUGCCACUAACAGUGAUAGCAGGUACCAGGACUCUGUUGCACAGGUGCUAUUUCCAUACUUGUAACUCUGGGACCUUCUCUGGGGAAGAGGCUGGUCAGACCUAUCGCCAUAACCCAAGCACGGGCUAUGUGCUCAAGGCUGAUGGAAAGUGGUUGGAACAAUUCAGGCGUUGGAGGGACUUCCAGAAAAGCCGCAUGCCUGAAAAGUGAGUUUUCUGGCUUCCAAUUAUUUUGAGGCAAAAGGCAAAUUUUGCCCAUCCACUGAGCUCCACAUUUCUUCCCUCCCAAGGCCCUUCUUGAACACACCUUAGAAGGUGACAAAUCGUACAUGAGGCCACAGAGUGGCUGCUAUUCACUUUGUCCCACUGUGGACCCCUGUCAGUCCCAGGUCCCAGCUGCCCGGUGAAGCCCUGAGCAUGAGCUGCAGGAAGGGGCGGAACCGAAAAGCCGCGGAACCCGAGGCCAGGGCGCGGCGCCGGCGGAGGGAGAAGUUAGGGGACCGGAAGGCCUACUUCCCAGGAGGCGGCGGCGGCGGUGGUGGUGGCCGCGGUGGCGGCGGCGCGGGAAUGGAACCCCUGCGGGUGCUGGAACUGUACAGCGGCGUGGGUGGCAUGCACCAGGCGCUGAGAGAAAGCGGUAUACCUGCACAUGUGGUGGCUGCCAUUGAUGUGAACGAUGUUGCUAAUGAAGUAUACAAAUAUAAUUUUCCUCAAACACAGUUAUUAGCCAAGACAAUUGAAGGCAUUACAUUAGAAGAGUUUGACAGAUUAUCUUUCAAUAUGAUUUUAAUGAGCCCUCCUUGUCAGCCAUUCACAAGAAUUGGUCUGCAAGGUGAUGUGACUGAUCCAAGGACGAAUAGCUUCUUAUAUAUUCUAAAUAUUCUCCCAAGGUUACAAGCAUUACCGAAGUAUAUUCUUUUAGAAAAUGUUAAAGGUUUUGAAGUAUCUUCUGCAAGAGACCUGUUAAUAAAAACAAUAGAAAAUUGUGGCUUUCAGUACCAAGAAUUUCUAUUAUCACCAACCUCUCUUGGCAUUCCAAAUUCAAGGCUACGGUAUUUCCUUAUUGCAAAGCUUCAGGCAGAGCCAUUACCUUUUCAAGCCCCUGGUCAGGUACUGAUGGAGUUUCCCAAAAUGGAAUCUGAACAUCCUCAACAACAUGCAAAAGAUGCAGUAAAUAAAAUUGAAGAAAAGAAAGUUGAACCAAAUGUUUGCUUUGAUAGCAGCAGACAGUGUUUAGGAAAAGAAGCCAUUCUUUUUAAACUUGAAACUGCAGAGGAAAUUGACCGGAAGUAUCAACAGGACAGUGAUCUCUCUGUACAAAUGCUAAAAGAUUUUCUUGAAGAUGAUAUUGACAUGAAUCAAUACUUUUUACCACCAAAGUCAUUGCUGCGUUAUGCUCUUUUGUUUGACAUUGUUAAGCCCACUUGCAGAAGGUCCAUGUGCUUUACAAAAGGUUAUGGGAGGUACAUAGAAGGGACAGGAUCUGUAUUACAGACUGCAGAGGAUGUGCAGAUUGAGAAUAUCUACAAAUCUCUUACCAAUUUGUCACAAGAAGAAAAGAUAACAAAAUUGUUAAUGCUUAAACUUCGAUAUUUUACUCCUAAAGAAAUUGCAAAUCUUCUUGGAUUUCCUCCAGAAUUUGGAUUUCCUGAGAAUAUAACAGUGAAACAGCGUUAUCGACUACUUGGAAAUAGUCUCAACGUACAUGUAGUAGCUAAACUAAUCAAAGUACUAUAUGGAUAAUCUUAAAUAACUUUGAAAGAUGGUCACAAUAUUCCUUCAUAUCCAGACGGUAAUUCUGAAAUUCUAGUUUAAUUAAUUUUGACAAAAUUUAACCAAAUUAACUUAAUCUCUCAUAAUAAUUUUGAAUGUAUCACAAAAAUGCCAAUUUGUUUCCUUACAUUUAUAUUACUGUCUUUUGUAAAGUGAAAUUAUUGUUAUUCUUUA